Messenger RNA from Panicum virgatum (switchgrass), 648 nucleotides. Its product is annotated as glycine-rich RNA-binding protein GRP2A-like. The coding region runs from base 71 to 379 and encodes 102 amino acids. Lineage: Eukaryota; Viridiplantae; Streptophyta; Magnoliopsida; Poales; Poaceae. The transcript has 2 exons. Gene Ontology annotation, molecular function: RNA binding. The record is from RefSeq and is a predicted model, not a curated record.
AGCCUCUUCCUCUCUCGCUCCUUGCAUCCUUGGUUGCUCGUGGUUUAGGGUUGGACCGGCGGCCUCGACGAUGUCGGCGCCGUGGUGGGACUCCGACUGGAAGGACCGCUCCGGCCCGGAGUAUCGCUGCUUCGUGGGCAACCUUCCGUACGGCAUCAGCGAGAGCUCCCUCAAGGACGCCUUCUCCAGCUACGCCCCCCUCUACUCCGAGAUGGCGGUGGAUCCUGAGACGGGGAGGUCCCGCGGCUUCGGGUGGGUGCAGUUCGAGGACCAGAAGUCGAUGGACAACGCCAUCCAGGGCAUGAACGGCCAGCAUGUCGGCGGCCGCUGCGUCACCGUCAGCCAGGCCAACCACCGCCCGCGCCGCUGGAGGGCGUGAACGGCCGGCCGGCAUGCCGGUGGCCAUGGCCUGCUGCGCGCGUACAACAGACUAGUUGGUUAUCUCCCCCAAUCGUUAGGCCUUUAUCUAAUUAUCGUACUAAUUAAUCCGUGCUUGCUAUGUCAUGAUGUUCUAGACCUUGUGUUGGUCGUCGUUGGUUUGUUAUGGAUUAUGUGUUCGAUCGGCAAGUUAUCUUCAUUUGGGUUUGGUGAUGUGAGAUGGAACCAGCUUGUUAAAAUGCAUGAUGCUUGUGGGUGUUGAUCGACCUA